UAUUUUAAUACUGGUAAACAUUGCUUCAAACCAGAAUAUUAAAUGUAAAAGAUAAUAUUAAUCCUUCCAAUUCUUUUUUCCCCCCUAUAAGAUAUAUAUCCUUAUAAUCUCUAAUGAUAGAUGUCAUUACAACACCAAAAUUUAAACCAAAGUUGGCAUCUUUUGUUGCUCACUACAUUCCAAAACCUCCAUCAGAGUACAAACUUCAUUUUUUUUUUUAAUUACACUUAUUGAAAUGGAGAAUUCACUUAAGUGCACUUCUUCUUCUUCUUCUUCUUCUUCUGCUUCUAAGAUCCUCCCAAACCCAACAUGCAAAAAUCCUUUUUGCUUCUUUUGCGCCGUGAAUGAACCAAACCCAUCUCUCAGAAGAUCCAAAAUUACCAAAUUUUUCAAAGAAAUGCCUCUAAGAGAUGACCAAGAACAUGUCUUGGUCUUAAGUGGGUUAUGGAACAUCGCCAUGACUCAACCAAACGACCCUGAAUUCCCAUCUCUAGGCAUCCUUGAAUGCAUGGGGAAACUUAUAAACAAAGGCAUCAAAGAUAAAGAAUGGCUUCUUAGAGACCAAAACGUUUAUAUUCCUUACUACGCAGCUCAUAUAAUUGGUUCUUAUACCAUGAACAAGAUUGAAUUUGCAGAGAAAGCAAUUAAUUCAGGUGUAGUUUUGCCUCUAAUGCAACUUCUUAGGGGGAAAAUCACAUGGGUAGAGCAAAGAGUUGCAGUUCGAGCACUAGGUCACUUGGCUAGCCAUGAAAGAGCAUUCGAAGCUAUUGCUAAUGAGUUUGAAGUGGAGAUUGUUGAAUUAGCUAUAGAAUUAGCCAGUAAUUGCUCAAAGACAAUCUAUAAAAAGUUUCUUGGUGUAAAAGAUAGAAAAAGAUUGAAAUAUCAUUGCGACUUGCUCACAAGAGGUAUUGGAGGGGAAGAGAGAGAAAACAGAAAGGCAGAAGAAUGGGCAAAUCAGUUACAAUGUUGGUCUCUUUAUCUCUUAAAUUGCUUUGCAUGUAAAGAAAGGUCAGUUAGUAUUAUAUGCAAGAAACAACAGUUCUUGAAAGAUUUGUGUGGCUUGUGGGGUGGAUUAGGCAACAGAAAAUCACCUGGUGGGGUUGGACUUAUAAGAAGUUUAUGCAAUACAACAAUUGGUAGAGAAAGUAUAGCAAAUAUAGAAGAAGUGAUAGUGGGUCUAUGCAACAAAUCAAGAACUUGUGAUUAUUGGCGAUAUAUGGCUAUUGAUUCUCUACUCUUAUUGCUUAAAGAUACAAAUACAAGAUAUAAAGUUAUAGAAAUUGCAGCUUCGUUUCUUGCUGACUUGGUUGAGCUAAAAAGCUUAAAAGAAAAAGACAAAAUUGGAGAAACAAUUACACAAACAUUAUUGCAAGAUUAUUACAAAAUCAAAUAUGGAGGCUUGAAAUUGAAGAACCAAAUUGCAGAGGACGCAUUGAAGGAAAUAUGGGAGUUAAAGGUGGAGAGAAGAAAGAAAGAAGAGAUAAUUUCCAAUAAAGAAAUGAAAGAAAGGAAAAACUUGGCUCAGAUUUUUAAAAGAAAAGGAAAUAAGAAGUUUUGGUCUGGCUUUGUUGAAAAAGCUGUGGUUAAAUAUACAAAAGCUUUGGAUUUAUGCCCAUUAAAGAUGAGAAAAGAAAGGAUAGUUCUUUAUAGUAAUAGAGCUCAGUGCUAUUUGUUACUUAAAAUUCCAGAAGCUGCCAUUAGAGAUACAACCAGAGCUUUGAGCCUAUGUGAUGGCAAGAGUCUUCAUAGAAAGAGUUUGUGGAGAAGAUCACAGGCCUAUGACAUGAAAGGGAUGGCUAAGGAAAGCUUGAUGGAUUGUUUAAUGUUCAUCAAUGUGAAUGUCAAAAUCCCAUACUACGCAGCUCGCAUGAUCAACAAACAAAUGAAUGCCACGUGGAUUUUUGCAGAAGCCAAGUCAAAGAGGAAAGCUGAAAAAAGAGCAGACAAAUCCAAUGGGGAGGAUAAGGUGAAGAUGAUGAUGAAGAUCAAAGAGAAGAAAGGACUGCCCACUGUACAAGAAGAAUCGCUGGGCGAAAGGGAGAGAAGCAAACAGCAAGGUACGGCAAAACGGAGAAGAGAAGCUGCAGGACUCACUGCUGCUUUGGCACGUGUGAGAAUUGUUUGAUAGAUGUGGUCAAAGAGUUGUGCAAUUUCAGGAGUCAGGAGAGCAAAAUCAUGAAAUAGGGCCACUGUACUCUGUCUAAUUAUUAUUAUUCUCUCAAAAUAUUAAAUUCCACUACUCAUUAGAGGUGAAGUAUUAGCAUAAACUCAUUAAAUGUAAUUAAUUAAAGAAAUUGUCGGUGAACUAAUAUAUCGUGUCCUUAGUAUUUAUGA
This is a messenger RNA of Jatropha curcas, 2334 nucleotides long. RefSeq names its product ARM-repeat/Tetratricopeptide repeat (TPR)-like protein. Lineage: Eukaryota; Viridiplantae; Streptophyta; Magnoliopsida; Malpighiales; Euphorbiaceae. The record is from RefSeq and is a predicted model, not a curated record. Gene Ontology annotation, molecular function: protein binding.